CCUCCUCCCCUGCAUAGCUCAGGACAUGUGUCGUCUGCCUUUGGCUUCAUUCUUCAUGUUCCUCUGGUUGGCAGAGAGAGGCCACUGUAUCGGCAGCUUUCAGAACAGCAUGAGGGAGCUUCACAACAGGUUUGCCAUUAGCCUUUACCAGGCCCUCAUUGAGACGGAGAACAGCUCCAACCUGAUCAUGUCUCCAGUGAGUGUUUCCCUGUCCCUGGCCCUGCUGCAGCUCGGUGCCAGAGGCAACACCCGGGCUCAGCUGGAGGGAACGCUGGGAUACAAUGUGAAUGAUGCUCAGGUGCAAGACUUCCUGUUGCACUCCCAGGGUGACAUGAGCAACAGCAGCCAGAGGAUGUGGCUGCAGCAGACCUGCACAGUAUUCAUCCAGAGUGGAGUCCAACUCCUGGCUGAGUUCACACAGUUCGCUGCAGCUUGGGUCAACACCAGUGUGGUGCAAGCCAACUUCAGCCAACCCAAUCACACUCGCAGCUAUUCAGAGCCAGCAGGACACAGCCAUGAUGAGUCAUGGCCUCUCCACUCGGGAAGCAGCAGUGGGGAACUGUCUGGCUCAGGCGAGGGCCAGGCAGAAGCCCUUUGGUGGGGACAACGGCCGCAGGUGGCUCUGGUCAACACAGUGGCGUUUAGGGGUGUCUGGCAGAAACAGUUUGUGUUUAGCAACACUCAGAAUCUGCCCUUCAUCCUGUCUGAUGGGAGCACCAUCAAGGUGCCUGUGAUGUACCAGGCUGCAGAGGUCAGCUUUGGUCAGUUCAGGACAACAUCCAACCAGCGCUACAACGUGCUGGAACUGCCGUACCUGGGCCGCUCCCUGAGCCUGCAGAUAGUGCUGCCCAGUGACAAAAAGAGCCCGCUGUCUUCCCUUGAGUCCCAGCUCACUGCUCGUCAGCUGGCCUCUUGGGACUCCGGCCUGCGCAGGACCAAGAUGGACAUUUUCCUGCCCAGAUUCAGAAUUCAGAACAAGUUCAGCCUGAGGUCAACGCUCCCUGCUCUGGGCAUCAGUGACGCCUUUAACCCCACAGCAGCUGAUUUCACAGGGAUAUCAGUGGAAGAGGGUCUUUAUGUGUCUGAUGCCUUUCAUGAAGUCAGAAUUGAAGUUACAGAGGACGGGACAAAGGCAGAUGCUGCAACAGCCAUGGUGCUACUUAAACGAUCCCGUGCUCCUGUUUUCAAGGCGGAUCGACCCUUCUUAUUUCUGCUUCGCCAAGUUAACACAGGCUCCAUCUUCUUUAUGGGUAGAAUAAUGAACCCUGCAGAGCAACUAAUAUAACGCUCCUCUAGACCACUACCCCCCAAUCUACCCAACUAUACCAACCAGUUUCACCAGCAGUAUUUAUUUAUGGACCAAAUGUGAGAUACGAGGACACUUCAGGAAGAGGGAUGUUUUUUUGUAAAUACCUGUAAAUAAAAUUUUAAUAUGUU
This is a messenger RNA of Girardinichthys multiradiatus, 1437 nucleotides long. It is a transcript of the gene serpine3, whose product is annotated as serpin peptidase inhibitor, clade E (nexin, plasminogen activator inhibitor type 1), member 3. NCBI's taxonomy places the organism in Eukaryota, Metazoa, Chordata, Actinopteri, Cyprinodontiformes, Goodeidae. The coding region runs from base 26 to 1285 and encodes 419 amino acids. Gene Ontology annotation, biological process: negative regulation of endopeptidase activity. The record is from RefSeq and is a predicted model, not a curated record. The transcript is spliced from 8 exons. Gene Ontology annotation, molecular function: serine-type endopeptidase inhibitor activity.